Scleropages formosus (Asian bonytongue) is the source of this 3706-nucleotide messenger RNA. RefSeq names its product lipoprotein lipase 2 a (gene lpl2a). The transcript has 10 exons. The record is from RefSeq and is a predicted model, not a curated record. The coding region runs from base 345 to 1859 and encodes 504 amino acids. Lineage: Eukaryota; Metazoa; Chordata; Actinopteri; Osteoglossiformes; Osteoglossidae. Gene Ontology annotation, molecular function: apolipoprotein binding; lipoprotein lipase activity. Gene Ontology annotation, biological process: very-low-density lipoprotein particle remodeling; lipid catabolic process.
UUUUGCUGGGGUAACACAGUACUGUAAAGUGUGAAUGAGAGCGUGACUUCAGUUCAAGAAGGAGGAGAAGCUCGGAGUUUAUCUCACACACACACACACACGCACACAGGCACGCACGCACGCACAGAGGAAUGCUAUUUAAACACCGCACGCUAUGACCACGCUGACACCACGGUGCACUUUUUCACACCGCAUCUCGAUAAGCUCUCACAAAAAACAACACAAAAAAACAAGAAACACUCCGUAGCCUUCUGCACAUUCGCUUCUUCUUUCACGUAAGAGCACAAGUAGAAAAGGGCAGUGCGCGCAGCCUCUCCGACCGAAGUGUGUGUUGACGAGAAGAAAUGAGAAGUGCCGGGUAUCACCGUCUCUGCUCGACGCUGGUGCUCAGUUCAGCUUUCCUGUUUGUCACUCCUUCGGAAGAAGACAUUUCCAGUGCCAGUAGCCUUUUUGGCAAUAUUUUGGAACCUAUCUGGGGCUUCAAGACAGCCCAUGCCAAAUUUUCUCUGCGGAGACCAUUGGACCCAACUGAUGAUAUUUGUUAUAUUGUUACUGGGAGUCUGGAGUCCCUCAUUAAAUGCAACUUCAAUGCAACCUCCAAAACUUUUCUGGUGAUCCAUGGAUGGACGGUGACUGGAAUGUUUGAAAGCUGGGUUGGCAAAUUGGUGGCAGCGCUCUACAAGAGAGAGCCCAGUGCCAAUGUCAUUGUAGUUGACUGGCUCAGCACUGCUCACAACCAUUACACAGUUGCUGCUCAGAACACAAAGCGGGUGGGAGAAAAUGUCGCACACUUCAUAACCUGGAUGAAGGAGGCUACUGGUUUGUCUCUUGAGAGUCUCCACCUUAUUGGAUACAGUCUUGGGGCCCAUGUUGCUGGAUUUGCUGGGAGUCAUGUGUCGAAUAAAAUUGGGAGAAUUACAGGUCUUGAUCCCGCUGGACCUGACUUUGAAGGAGAAAAUGCUCAUCGACGCCUAUCCCCAGAUGAUGCUCAUUUUGUGGAUGUGCUCCAUACCUUCAGCCGAGGCUCUCUGGGACUCAGCAUUGGCAUCCAGCAGCCUGUGGGCCAUGUGGACAUUUACCCCAAUGGGGGCAGAUUCCAGCCAGGGUGCAACUUGCGUGGAGCCUUGGAAAAAAUUGCCAAAUUUGGGAUAUUCGCCGUGAGCGAUGCAAUAAAGUGUGAGCAUGAGAGAUCCGUCCACCUGUUCAUCGAUUCGCUGGUGAAUGAACGGGAGGCCAGCAAAGCCUACAGCUGUGGCAGUAGUGAAAUGUUUGAUCGCGGCGUCUGCCUCAGCUGCCACAACAAUCGGUGCAACACUGUAGGUUACGGUAUCACCAAAACUCGCAAAGCCCGUAGCGCCAAGAUGUUCACGAAAACUCGAGCUUCAAUGCCUUUCAGAGUUUAUCACUACCAGUUAAAGAUUCGUUUCUCUAGUACUGUGAACCACUCUGAGCUGGAGCCAACUCUCACAGUUUCUCUAUAUGGAACCAGUGGGGAUACUGAGCAUCUUCAACUGAACGUAAAAGAGAAGAUUUCAACCAACAGGACGCACUCUUUUCUACUGGUGACUGAAAAGGACAUUGGGGAAGUGCUCAUGAUGAAGUUCAAGUGGGAAGAUUCCAAUGGCUGGUCGUCUUUCUCCCUGCGGAAGUCAUUGUCUGCCUGGUGGUCAGGCAACUCUGCUGCUAGUGCUGACAUUCAAGUUCACAAGAUCUGGGUUAAAGUUGGAGAGACACAGAAAAAGAUAGUGUUUUGCCUGAAAAACCCCAGCAUAGCAAAUUUAGCACAAGAAAUUGUAUUUGUGAAAUGUAAGGAUGACUGGAGGAACCCUUCAAAGAGGUACGGUCCAAAGAUACAAUAAGGAAUGUCAGGAAGUACCUACAGCAACCUUCUGUGCCUUCUUUGUUUCUCUGCAAAAGCACUUGGAAUAUCUAUCAUCUAACCAGCUAUAACAACAUAUGGAUUGUUUCUUGUUUUUCAAGAAAGCAACUGAAAUUUUAUGUGUAUUCUGUACAGUAUAAAUAUAGUGUGCACACAAUAUAUAUAUUCUAUAUAGGACUUUUCAAGGAAUUGCUUUGGGCCCUUUAAUUAGGGAAGUGAGCCUCCCAUAGGUCUUCUAACAUUAAAUGCCAGAUUUUUGGUACAGAUGGUUCCCACUCUGUGCUGCCUAAUAUGGAUGGAAAGUGCAUUUUGUGACAAAACAAUUCAUACAAAGUCUAUUUUUCCCCAAAGAAAUAAUGGAAAAUGCUAUUGUGAAUCAAUGUGACAUAAUUAACCAAAUGAAAAGUGCACAGAUUUGUAGUUUUUCAUAUUUUUUCUGGGGGUGUCAAAGUUGUUUGGUCAACUUUUAAAGGUACUUGAGUGUUUCAGUUUCUGAGCAGCUGAUCACUGCAAGCAAUGAAAUUGUGAAAGGUACAAAAAAAUGUAUUUCAUGACAAUUCUUGAUAAUGAUGUGAUAUGUAUUGGGACAACAGGUUUACCCCUUAAACUGUGAAAUAAUUCUGAAAAAGAAUGUUGUGAUUUACAGUACAGAGUGAAAGACUUUGGUGUACACACCAGGGUAUUCCUGUGCGUUAAGUCAGCAACAAAUCCUUUACUGUACACGGAUUGUUGGCUUUUCAGUCCCAGGGCUUGUGGAACUGAAGAGCUUUAAUUUGUGUACCUCACUUAGUGAGCUGAGGACCUGUCAUAAUUUUUAGCAAGAUGUAAUUUGCAGUCUCUCUAAAAAGAAUGUUAAAAUAAGUUGUUGCUUCAUCCAUAAUGUAAAUUGUAUGAAUCUUUUCAUGUUUGUCUGGUACCAGUGAGCUGGGGCAGCAGCUACAGAAUCCCCAAUACCGCUGUAGUGCCUCUCUUCAAGUUACCGACCCUGAAUUGCAGGGACUUUGCAUGGGUUCCCUCAGGGUGCUCCGGUUUCCUCACACAGUCAAAUUACAUGUGUUUCAAGUGAAUUAGUCACACUAAAUUGCCCUUAGUGUGUAUGUGAGAGGGGAAAAGCUUGAAUAACUGCUCUGCAGUUGGCUGGUGCCUCGUCCAUGGUGUGCCGUAACUCACACCCUAUCUUCCUAGAUUAAGUUCAACAUAAAAAACAGUCUAGAAAAAGCAUAAAACCGUUAAAAUUUAUUUCAUGCUGAUGUUCAUCUGAAUUGCAUAACCCAUUCAUGAACAAAAUAGUCUUUAAAACAUUUUUUAAAAAUAUUUUCUUGAAUUUUGUUCUGCAAUUUGUGUUUGUGCUUGAAAUUCAGAUGCCAAUGGGCAAGAUUACUAAAUGAGGGGAAAGUGCACCAAAUCUACUGCCAGUUUUGUUGUAAUUCCAGUGGAAGUCAGUAUUGCCUUAGAGGGCUCUGUGCUGCAAUUGGUUUCUUAAUUGUUGUUUGUUCUGUUUGCUCUGGAAGUUGCACCCUCAGUACCCAAAGAUUUAAAUUUAAUUGUUCUGAUUUUGUUUUUCUGUUUCUGUUAAAAACAUGAAAAUCGAUUAUAAACUAUAUACAUUGUAACAUAUACUUGAUAAGAAAACGUUAAGAAAACGUUGUGCCAUUACAAACUAUCAUUGUGCUAACUCGUGACUGUUAGUACAGGAAAAUGGUUGUUGUGAUUAAUGUUUAGAAACAGGGGAAUGCGCAAAAUUAUAAAGUUAUUGUAUGCAGUUAUUAAGACCUUCCUGUACUGCAAAAUAUGUAGACUACAAAAUAGAUUUUGCCUUAAUGUGAU